CAUGUAUUGUGCUUAUUGAUCCUUUGCGAUUUCAAUGAAGUUAGUCUUCUUCACUCUGUGAAAUAAAAUAGGUUUUCUCAAUACUAUUUACCUCUACAGCCCCGUUCGUGCAGAAAAUCGUUUCAAAUCCGUAAUACAAAAAUCGCUCAAGUGAAGCAAAAUCACAUUAUUAGAUUUAACUGAGAAAACACGAGCAGCUUUUUUCUGUGAAAUACCUACAACCUUGUGUUAUGUCAUUGAGGAUCAUAUUUGUAGUUACAGUAGCUGUUGUGUAGUGCAAAUGACAAUGAUGCUAGUGUAGUGAAAAAUAGUGGGUGAAGUGAAAAGUACGAGAUAUCAAAUUUUCCAACCCAAAACCGUGUUUAAAAAUAUUCUGUGGCAAGUGAUUAUUGAUUGAGUCCAUUAGAAAUGCAGCCGUUUUCUAAUAAUGACUACGGUGGGAAUGAUUAUGGAAAUUACGAACAGCAGCAAAUUCCGAUGCAACCGCAAGGUGGCGCCAGGCCAAUGGUUGACCCUGAGGCAAUGGGGGAAGUUGAUCCCACGCUUUACCCUCAGGCAAAGGAAUCAACACAUAAAAUAAGAGGAAAAUCAGAUAUUCUAGAAAUGCUAUGUGGUUCCGUAGACCAAGAAUUGUUACCAGUAAAAACCUUCUACUUCUUCUUCUAUGCUGCCUUUGGUUCACUUUUUCCACUAAUGGGAGUUUAUUUCAAACAAAUGGGAAUGAAUCCAGGUCAAUGUGGUCUACUUAUUGGAACCAGACCGUUUGUGGAAUUCUUAUCUGCCCCAUUCUGGGGUAGCUACGCUGAUCGGUGCAAAAAAGGAAAAAUGCUACUAAUAGCCUCACUUGCUGCGUGGAUUAUUUUCACCUUGCCGCUAGGUUUUAUUCAGCCCCCGGCAACCAGUUGCAUCGAGCGAAAAAAUGCAACUGAUUUUGAGCUGCGCACUCCACAAGUUCCCCGAAUAUUGAAACGAUCCAUUGAUCAGAGCAUGCUCGAAGAAAUAUCUUUCGCCAAGUAUACUGAAUCCGGUACUCAGUUCGAGAGAGUUGAACGUGCGGCAAGACCGUUAGCAGCAGCUGGACAAUCCCCACUUGGGGUUAGUUAUGCUAACAACUUUAAUGAGAGAUUGCAUAGCGAUUGGGUUUCGCCUCUUUUCUCCUCUAUUGUAUACAGAACCGCGGAUAUUCAAAAAGCAUUUUUUCUGCUUUUGCUGCUUGUCAUAAUCGGUGAAUUCUUCAGCGCUCCAGCGAUUACAUUAGCUGACUCUGCUGUGAUAACCAUUCUUGGUGAGGACGCCGAUCGUUACGGCCAUCAACGAAUGUUUGGAUCACUUGGAUGGGGAUUAGCAAUGUUCUUCGUAGGAAUAGCAUUGGAUCAUUCGACAGCCUUCCCAGAUCAUCCAUGUGGACCCGAGAAACAGGAGAAAAAUUACUCGAUCUGCUUCGCAACAUUUUCAGUGUUGAUGGGGGCUGCACUCAUCUCAGCUACUCAAAUCACUUUCAAAUAUGACUACUCAGAGCCUCAAGCACCUCAGGAACAAAAAGUUUCCCAGGAACCAACUCACGAGGAAAGAAUGCAACACCAGCUAGCAGAACAGCUUCAACUUCCUGCAUUGGCCGCUUCUGCUGGAGGCAUGGGUUGUGCGGCUCCUGUUCCACAAGCUCUGGGAGCUAAGACAGAGAUAUUCGCACAGACCACGCGAGAAAUUCCUGAGUGGGUCACAGUAUUAAAACAAUUCAAGGAUCUGAAAUGUGCGUCGUUCCUUUUUGUGGCAUGGUUCAUGGGAUUCGGCAUCGGGUUAAUCUUUACUUUUCUCUUCUGGCAUCUUCAAGACUAUGGCGGAUCUCCAACAUUGUUUGGCGUAGCAUCGGUCAUCAAUCAUAUUUCAGAGAUAUUCGCCUACUUUUUCAGUUUUCGAUUGAUUACUCAAAUUGGACACGUCAAGGUACUGUGUCUAGGACUUGUGGGAAAUAUUUUACGAUUUUUAUAUAUUUCUUAUCUUAAAAACCCAUGGUGGGUCCUUCCAUUCGAAUUCAUGCAAGGAAUAACACAUGCUGCUGUAUGGGCUGCUUGUUGCUCGUACAUCGCCCACAAUACUCCGCAACAUUUAAGAUCAUCAGCUCAGGGUGUCCUUCAAGGGCUGCACCACGGGCUUGGAAGGGGUUGUGGUGCCGUUAUUGGUGGAAUGUUUGUCAACUACUUUGGAACAACCGCUACCUUCCGCGGCUAUGGAGUCAUUUGCAUUCUAGUUCUAGCCGCGUUUGUGUUCAUUAAUUUCUAUAGAAAAGAGCAAGGUUUUAUUUCAGAAAUUCCAGCCACAGAAGAUCCACAUCAGGUCGCUGAGGAAACGGCUCAUCUUGCUCCACACGGUGUUCCAAGUAACCCUAUACCCAGAGCAUUAUCUAGUACGCGGUUAAACGAAAUCGGCAAUCAAAACGCCGACAAUGGCUACGGUACUUACCAAACUACAGGUGGCGCUCUUGAUGUUCCUGGCGGUGUGCCACAUAAUCCAUUCGCUGCUCCCCAAAAUGUUAGUCUAGGUGGAAAUCAGUAUUAAAUGAUACAUGAAUACAUCGUUUAAGUCACUUGGUAGGAUAGGUCUACAUGUAACACGUCAUUUCAGCAACAAACACGCAUACAUACAUACCAAAAAUCCAUAUUAACAUAAAUAUUGAUUUUACUGUGUCCUCAUUAUAAUUUAAAUUGAAGUGUGUAAUGAUGUACCGAGUAAAUACAGGAAUCUGAACAAACCUGUAUUCCGAUAAAUUGUUGGAGAACUACGAUUGGUCGUUCAUCGAGUGAAAUAUCAAUUUAUAUAAACCAUCUUACAAGUACUUUAAUAUCUAUAUAGUGACGCUUAUAAUUUCAUAUCUAAAAUUAAAAAAAACGUGUUUAAAUACGAUAUGUACGACUUGAUCAUUACAAAUCGUUUUCAAGGCAGUUUCAUUCAAACUGAACUGCCAUUGUCAUCUAGCAGUUCAAUUUAAACCGUUCAGCAGGCGCAAAGUUUACACUACUCAUGUAACACUUUCAGAAUAUUGCACCAAGGUGCAAUAUCCUUUCUGAUAACCCGGACGUAAAUUUCGCAAAUCGCUGAAUUCAAUUUCUAGACAGAAAAUUAAAAAUGAGUUUACUCUGGUUAUUUUAAAUUAAACUUAAUUGCAUCAUUUUUUAACCUUGAUUGUAAACGUCAAUAAACAAAUAAAUUGAGCACCAAGAAAUGCGACCAUCUAGCAAAACUGUUAUCGUUACUCUAUGAAUAUUAAUAUAUAUCAAUCCUGUUUCUCUAGUAAAUCGUCUCUAAAACUCAUUGGAUUUCUAGUCAGGUAAACGUUUCUAUUAUUACGCGAUUCAUUAAAUUAUUAUUUUGUUUUCUCGCAACAAUAAAAAGUUGGUGUCAAAGACUGUACAGAACAGUCAUCAAGUUGAUUAUAUUUCUUAGUACUACUAAUUCUUAUUAAGUCUGUAUGCACGGAACAUUCUUUUCACUUGCACAACGAAGUCUGUCGUCCCCGCGAAAGUUUAAUUCAGGUAUUAAUUCUAUACAACUUUUACUGCAACACCAAAAGUUGAUGCCAGAGUAUUCUUUAAUAAACAUCCUUGUUAAAAUGCAAUGCAAGUAAUAGCUUUAUUGAAAAUCAUAUCGCAUAUCAGUUUUCAACUACAAAUUUUAAAAUAAGAGCGUUCAAGUAUUUAAAUUGAAUGAUAGAAUUUACUAUUUACCAUAUUUACAACACGUUUUUCAUGGUCGCAAAUAGGAGAAUUUAUAGACAGCGGAAGCUAUACUAAUCCUCUCUACCUUCGGAGCCAAUGCUUGUGAAUAAAAUUAUAAAAUGCAGAACAAUCAUGAGUUCCAGAUUUCGAAUAAGUCCUAACAGUUAUAAUUAUCCAUCUGAAUAUGCUCUUGUUAACUCAUUCAAUGUGACCGUCGAUGUUGUCUCGAAUGUUCAAAAUACCACCAAUGAAUUAUGUGUGCCGUUGUCAUCUUUUGUUGUAACCAUAUUUGACUGAUAGAGACGAAAAGAGAGGUUUUAAGUACCAUGAACUAGCUAUAUUCAGUAGCAAAUAAUCGCAGCAUGUUACCAAUAAAUCGAAAGUAUAAAUGUUAAAACUACUCGUGAAAUAAUAUUAAUGAAUAGUGAGAUAGUGAAGAACUAAUAGAUAAAAAAUAAUAUUAUCUGAAAUUGUACAGCACUGAUAUUAUAAAAAGUUAUAUAGUUUUCGACUGUAUAAAAUGCACUUCUAAAAUGUACUAAUAUGAAAUAAAGACGAAUGUCAAUAAAACGAUACAUACGAACGAAACAAAAAAGUUCAA
This is a messenger RNA of Malaya genurostris, 4314 nucleotides long. It is a transcript of the gene jef, whose product is annotated as major facilitator superfamily domain-containing protein 6. Gene Ontology annotation, cellular component: membrane. NCBI's taxonomy places the organism in Eukaryota, Metazoa, Arthropoda, Insecta, Diptera, Culicidae. The record is from RefSeq and is a predicted model, not a curated record. Bases 409 to 2556 code for a protein of 715 amino acids. The transcript is spliced from 11 exons.